Messenger RNA from Seminavis robusta, 719 nucleotides. The record is from the annotation of a GenBank genome assembly. Lineage: Eukaryota; Bacillariophyta; Bacillariophyceae; Naviculales; Naviculaceae.
CCUCGAAGCGGUUUACGUGGCUUCAUGCCCUCAUCAUCACUCACCAUUCCUCACCAUUUCAUCCUGGCAUUCCAAUUCGUUGCAAGUAUAUGAAUUCUCACAAUUCCAAGUUUCACAAAAACAAAACCUGCUACUCAAGCAAACCAAACUCAUCUAUCAACCAUGGGCAACUCUACCUCUUCCCCCAAGACCGACAAGGCUUUGAUGGCUAUGCUGGACAAGAACAGCAAGAAGCAGAGCCGACGCAGCAGCACUGCUAAAGGACGCAAAAGUGGCAGCAAAAAGACUCAUUCUGAGGACCCUUUGCUUGCCAAAGUUCUUGAAAGUUGUGAUCUCAAGGAUAUUCUGUCCAUGAUCAAUGAACUCAAGAAGGAUGAGGAAGGUCAAAAUCUCCUCAAUGAGUUUGUCAAGGCUCAGGCCAGCGAAGCUUCCACCAGAGAAUCCUCGGAAAUACUGGAGCUUUUGGACGCAGAAGAAAGAUCUUCUGCCAAGUUUCCCAUCUCCGAGAUCCGAAUCGGAAGGGCUGCAUAAUGGGUAUGCGCAGACCACCACCACCACCACUUGUACUGUACAAAGCAAACCUCCUGUAUCAUAAUAUGAGGAACAUCACCAUGACCUUCCGCUCUCGAACCACCUUCUUCACAUAACUUGGUCAUAAUAACACAACGUAAACUAAUCACUCAGGGAAACUAAUACUAACUAAUGCCACAACACAUACC